AUGUUUAUACAAAUUGUUAUAUGCCCUCGUUUCUUCAACAACCCCGUAAACAGCAGGGAAAUUACUGCCGGUAACCAAGAUACAGUUAUAUUACAUGAAAUGGUGCAUAUAAUUUUAAAAGAGUGGAAAGAUUAUGGUUACGAAUGGGAUGGGAUUCACAAAAAGUAUUAA
This is a messenger RNA of Pyricularia oryzae 70-15, 171 nucleotides long. RefSeq lists its product as uncharacterized. NCBI's taxonomy places the organism in Eukaryota, Fungi, Ascomycota, Sordariomycetes, Magnaporthales, Pyriculariaceae. Gene Ontology annotation, molecular function: metalloendopeptidase activity. The record is from RefSeq and is a predicted model, not a curated record. The transcript is spliced from 4 exons. Bases 1 to 171 code for a protein of 56 amino acids.